Messenger RNA from Euleptes europaea (tarantolino), 1672 nucleotides. It is a transcript of the gene SYT13, whose product is annotated as synaptotagmin 13. NCBI's taxonomy places the organism in Eukaryota, Metazoa, Chordata, Lepidosauria, Squamata, Sphaerodactylidae. The transcript is spliced from 6 exons. Bases 310 to 1596 code for a protein of 428 amino acids. Gene Ontology annotation, molecular function: calcium-dependent phospholipid binding; clathrin binding; phosphatidylserine binding. Gene Ontology annotation, biological process: calcium-ion regulated exocytosis; regulation of calcium ion-dependent exocytosis; regulation of dopamine secretion. The record is from RefSeq and is a predicted model, not a curated record.
GCUUCAAUGAAAGCUGCCUGCUUGCAGUCUUAAAGGGACUGCAGGCAUUAGAACUGCUCCUUCCUCUGCUCCUGCUUGCAUUCCCUGGAGUAUUAAGCCAGGAAUACCACCAGGAAGAAUGGGGAGGUUAUAUGAUUGCCUUUCAAAGCAAGAGCAAGCCAUUAGUCUCUUGUGAAUCACUUUUCUCUGGGAACUGCCAGAGAGAAUCUAUUACACUCUUCCAAAGAGGCUGACACCAGGCUGAAUUCUGCACGGAGAUGAAUGAGAAUUGGGCUGCUUGAAUAAAGUUGUGGCUCCUAGUCGGAGACAAUGGUUUUGUCUGUCCCAGUGAUUGCUCUGGGUGCUACCUUGGGGACUGCCACCAGCAUCCUUGCUUUAUGUGGGUUGACCUGCUUGUGCAAAUAUAAGCGACAUGGAAAAGGACCCUCAGACAAGGAACAGGACCUGGACCCCGAAAAUGCCAAACCCAGUGUACUGCAGACAGUCCAGCAGUUCAGUGUUGAGAAGACAGCAGAACCUGUACAACCAAGGACAAUCCUAAAGUUUCCCCACAUCUAUGGUCCAAAACCAGUCGUGACUUCUUCAGAAAUUGUUAACUACGCAGACUACACCUUGAAGACAACAGAAGAGAUAACCAAGGGGAAACCUUCAGCUCUAGAUGAGAAAAGAAUAAACAUACGAGUCAAUGAAGAGUUAGUUCUCCCUCAAAAUGGUGGGAUGAAGGAUGUGUGUGUCACUGAACGUCUGAGUCCAGAAACAGCUGCUGGCGGCAACCAGGUCCCACAGAUUCGCUAUUCUCUUGGUUAUGACCCACAGAAAGAUGUGCUCUGUGUGGCUUUCCUUGAAGUUAUGUAUGAAACCACAGCAGGAGAUCAGAACAAUGGCUGUGACUACUACAUCCUGGGCACUUUGGUGAGUGGGUCUGGCAUGAGGGAGGCCCAGACUGUGCUGAAAAAGAAGCAGUCCCACAUCAUCUGGAAGGAAGCUCUGCUGUUCCCAUUAAGGAAGGAGGAGUUAUCGGAGGGUGUGCUGACCCUCACCUUGAGAAACUGUGACAAGUUCUCCAGGCACAGCAUUGUUGGAGAAACUAAACCAAGUCUGGCUAAUGUGGGGGAGCCAUAUGGAACAGUUCAGUGGGAGAAGCUGAAAACACCUGACAAGGAGCCUGAUGCAGGCUAUGGGGAAGUUCUCCUUUCUAUCAGCUACUUGCCUGCAGCAAACCGGCUGCUUGUGGUACUCAUAAAAGCCAAGAAUCUUCACUCCAAACAGCUGAAAGAGCUUCUUGGGAAGGAUAUAUCUGUGAAAGUGAUUCUAAAGCACCAGUCCCUGAAGCUGAAAAAGAAGCAAACAAAGCGUGCCAAACACAAGAUCAACCCAGUCUGGAAUGAGAUGAUUAUGUUUGAGGUGCCCCAUGAUCUGCUGUGUGCCUCCAGUGUGGAGCUGGAGAUGCUAAGCCAGGAUGGUGAUGGGCAGAACCACUUACUGGGCAAGUGCAGUCUUGGCUUGCAUGCCACUGGCACGGAGAAGAACCACUGGGAAGAGAUGCUGAGGAACCCCAGGAGGCAGAUAGCUAUGUGGCACCAACUUCAUAUGUAGCAGUGGAGGUCGAGGUGGAGCUCAAUCCAUGUUGAGUGGACUGGCCUCAUGGAAUCCUGGAGGAAUGGGCCCAUCC